Molecule: messenger RNA, 1402 nt
Organism: Anolis carolinensis (green anole)
Lineage: Eukaryota; Metazoa; Chordata; Lepidosauria; Squamata; Anolidae
Gene: kdelr3
Product: KDEL endoplasmic reticulum protein retention receptor 3
Exons: 5
Coding region: 460-1104 (214 amino acids)
Biological process (GO): protein retention in ER lumen; endoplasmic reticulum to Golgi vesicle-mediated transport
Cellular component (GO): cis-Golgi network; membrane; endoplasmic reticulum
Molecular function (GO): ER lumen protein retrieval receptor activity
Source: RefSeq, a predicted model, not a curated record
UGUGCAAGCGGCAUCCACGCCACGUCACCCACUGCUGGUAAUGGGACUGCAAAGCUCAGUUGAGACUGCAGCUUUCUUUUAGUAACUUAUCAAGAAGGGAUCACUCCAGAAAGGGAGCUCAGCUCAGUCAGCAAUAUCCGAAAGAAGAAGCGAGUAAGAAAAAUAGAAAUUUCUCUGGUUUCAACAGAGGCCAGCGCUAGUAUUCCAAAAGUUUAUUUGGAAACUCAUUGCCAAGUAUUGUUGAAGUUGUCUGAUUUUAUAAGUGCAGUUCCAUCAAGAGCAAGGAGAAAAGAUUAUUUCUUCAACUACAAGAAAAGAACACUAAAUGGAAAAGAGCCAUUGAGCCAACAGGCAAAAGAAGAAGAACAUCCAGCCCCAAGAACUGCUGUAGGCAUCUUCCUUCUCAAGAUCAUUUAACCAUUUUUCUUCAGACCCAUUUCAGGACAUUCUUGGGAUACCAUGAAUAUAUUUCGGAUCCUGGGGGAUGUCUCUCAUCUCUUAGCAAUGAUCAUGUUGCUGAUGAAGAUCUGGAGAUCAAAGUCUUGUGCUGGCAUUUCAGGAAAGAGUCAGAUCCUGUUUGCACUCGUUUUCACAACCCGUUACCUUGACCUCUUCACAAACUUCAUUUCCAUCUACAAUACUGUCAUGAAGGUUGUUUUCAUAAUUUGCGCCUUUUUUACUGUGUACCUGAUCUAUGGGAAAUUCCGGAAAACCUUUGACAGUGAGAAUGAUUCCUUCCGCCUUGAAUUUCUUUUGGUCCCAGUCACGGGUCUUUCAUUUUUAGAGAACUACAAUUUCACUCCUUUAGAGAUCCUCUGGACUUUCUCAAUUUACCUGGAGUCAGUGGCUAUUCUUCCACAACUUUUCAUGAUUAGCAAAACAGGAGAAGCUGAGACGAUCACCACGCACUACCUUUUCUUCUUGGGCCUCUAUCGUGCUCUCUAUCUGGCAAACUGGAUCUGGCGUUACCACACAGAAAGCUUCUAUGAUCAAAUUGCUGUCGUUUCUGGAGUUGUACAAACCAUCUUCUACUGUGAUUUUUUUUAUCUUUACAUCACCAAAGUGUUAAAAGGAAAGAAGCUGAGUCUCCCAAUGCCUAUCUGAAGGUGCACACACAAGCAAAGCAAGCUCUCGAAGACUCAGCUCCCGGACUGCAGGGUGUUUUCUGCUCUUCUGCCAUAUAACUCCACUCAGCAUUCAGAGAACUUACCUGUGCCUCUCUGUACUGUGACUAGCAAAUUUCAGACUGUUUGAGAGCAAAGCGUGGAUGAGUAACACUUUUGGCUUACACCUCUUAACUAUUUAGUGUUGAACAAGACUUAAAUAUUUGCAAAAAAUUUUGUACUUGAGUGUGCUUUUGGUGACUGAAUUCUGCUUAUAACAAGUAAAAUAAUGCAAACUA